AUGGGAAGGCAGCCGAAGGCAGCCUAAAUAUUUACAUCUUAAAGUACUUUUGGUGGUUUCAUUAUUAUUUGUCACAAUGAUAGACGGAAACAUAUCAAUGGAGGAGGACACGGAGUUACGAGACCUAGUGGUACAGACUCUAGAAAAUAAUGGAGUUCUUGCUAAAGUCCGGGCUGAACUUCGAGCCAGUGUCUUCUUGGCGCUUGAAGAACAAGAAUCCGUAGUUAAUCCCGAACCACUUUUAAACAAAACAGUAAAACAGUACCUGGCAAAUUCAGAAGGAAAAUUAUUAUUUUCAUUAGUUAGAGAAUUUUUAGAAUACUUUGGGUUGGAUUACACAAUAUCUGUUUACGAUCCAGAAACUUAUAUUGGAAAGGAGUACAAUUAUAUGGGCAGAAAUAAAUUGUGUGAAAAAUUGGGUAUUAAUUCAACAGAACCAUUGCUUGGGGAAUUACUUAAGAACAGCAUUAAUGGUGCCUUCAAUAAUUCAAAGAAUGAAACAAUAAAUGAUAGCAAUUUAAAAUCAUGUGAAACAAGCAAUAUAAACAAUGCAACAUUUGAUGUAUCAAUUCCAAAAAUAGCCCAUAAAGAAUCAGUAUCACUAUCAAAUGACAAUGACUCAUCGGAAAAAGCCGAAAGUAUUUCGGAUUUUAGUCAAGAUAUUCCAAUAAACGUGACAAUAACAGAUAAAAAAACGUCCGGUAAAAUAUUAACUAAUGCAGUAAUCGAUACCUCAAGUUGUGAAGUAAAUAAUAAAUCACUCAGGGAAAGUGUAAGUGUGGAUCUCGAUGAUUCUCAACAGGACAACAAAUUAGAUGACUGUGAAACUGCUAACAACAAUUCAUCAUCCGCCCAAAAUAAUCAAAAUUCCGGCUCGGUAACACCAAACUGCCCCUCGUAUGAAUCUAAAAAUGACAAUGAGUCACAUAUACUAUUAAAUAAGAGUGAGCAUUUAAUCAAGUUUGACGAGUCGACGAUCGUUGACCCGCAAUUGAAUUCAAAUGAGGAUGAAUCAAAGUCUAAAACACCAGCAACACUUUCAGCGACAGCUGUCAGCGUUGCACUACAAAAUACAAACAAUGCUCAAAAUUUACGUAAAGUUGAUGUGGAUAAUAAUUCUAUUGGUAAGACUGUUUAUUUUGAAGAGAUAAUAGUUGAUGGUAAAUUAGAAAAAGUCGGAGCGGCUAAAAAAAAUGAAUCACUGCUCGGAGAUUUGCCGCCUCUCGUCCCGAAAACAAACUCUAUUUUUAGCGACUUACCUCCUCUCAAUGGAAAAAAAACAAACAUUAAUGAUUUAAAGGAAUUAAUGGACAUUGGCUUGACAGAUGUAGAUAAUUAUGAAGAAGAUUUUGUAUCAUCAGCGUCCGGCAGCACAAAUGAGCAGAGUCCAGCAAAAAAUCCCGAUAAGAAUGAGGAGCAGAGUCCGGUGAAGAAGCAGCAGCAGCAGAUUGAUGAUAAAAGUCAGAGCGCUCGGAGCGAAGAAAUAAGCGAAGAGAUCGACGAAAUAGAAGAGGUACUGAGCACUAAUAUUUCUUGUCUUGAUGAUACCACCGGGGAUAAAAGUAUGACUAAUUUCGGGACGAGUAAUACGCUGGACUGUUCUGGAGAAGCGUAGUUUGUAAUUUAUUGUUAUUUAUAAUCGUAAUUACCAGGAGAGUCUUUUUUGUCUAACGAAAGAACGGAAUCCGUGGAUCAUACUUCGAACUCUUAUAAAUCAUGAUGAUGAUCAUCAUAAAGAAUUCAUGCGGUUGCGAUUUUUCAUUAACGAAAAAUUAAAGACACUUGAGCGGUUCAAUGUCCCUAAUUCAGGACACGGACACUGCCAGAGACGGCUCAAUGUAUAAUUGGUAAGUUGCGCUGCAAAAAAACGUAGAAGGAAUUAGUCUGAAUAUUAUUCUAUAACUAUUUCUUACCCUCACUCUCACUCUCGCUCUCUCAACUAUCGAAUUUUACCCAUAAUUUUUUUGUACAGAGAUAAAUAUUAUAAAAAAAUGAAAUAUUUUUCUACAUUUUGUAGUACAAAUACAAUUUAUUAUAAACAAUACAAAUGUAUAGAAAGCUGAUGGUUUGGCGAAUAGAGUUUAUUGAUAUAAAAUAAAAAUAAUAACUCGGAUAACAGAUUAUAUAUUAAAAUUUUAAAUUGUUUAUAUAUUUGGACAAGUUUCCUCCUGCGUUAUUCUGCAAAUGCGCUUAGUAUUACUAUUAUUAUUAUUAUUAUCAUUAUUAUUAUUUAAAAAUAAUUAUAAAUAGUAACUGUAUUACGUUUACCAGAGAGAUCAUUUAUGGACUGUAAAAGUAGUGACGUUUGUUAACGUCAUUGAUAUUUAAAAAAUUACUGUUCCACUUUGCCCGCUGUAAUUAACAUUUUUUUUUGUUUGUUCGUUAAUCGUAAAAAUAUUUCUGCAUAUAUUAUGACUGUUGUGUAUUACCUCAUUUGACUGAAGCUAACUGCUAAAGUAUCCGAAAAAGAUACUGGUAAAUCAUCCGUCUUAAACAAAAUGGAUUGCCUGAAAAAAAAACAAAUCUAUCAAGUUAUUUUUUCUUAAAGAUAAUAUGGUGCUAAGUGUUUUUUAAAAUUUAAAUUAUCUAUCAGAAUUUAAGUAAAGUAAAGUAAAGUUAAGUACUUGUAUAUUUUUUCUUGCUGACUGCAAGGACUUGGAUAUUAAAUAUUUAAUAAAAAUAGUAAUAAUUAAUAAAUGAAUACGACUAAUGAGUAAUUAGUAACGACAAAAGUUUUAUAAAACAAUUGUUUUAAACUGUAGAAUGAUGUAUACUAUUGUGAUUUUUGGGCAAUCCAAUACAGUGAGAAUUAUUAAAGCAAUUCCAAUUAAAUGAUACGAUAAAUCAUUUCAUCUUUAUGAUGUAUUAAAUUUAAUUUUUAAAAAUAAAUAAAUAAGAAACUUGAGUACAAUUUAAAAUUUUAAAAUUGACUCAAUAAAUUUUUAACGCUGUAUAGAAUAUAUAUCUCGUAUUGCGUAUUUAAUUGUAAGAGACAUCGAUCAAUUUUUUCAUGUUCAUUUUUUUCUGCUAUAACUAUAGUAUAUAUAUCGCGUUACUAAUUCCAAUAGGACAUAUUUUUUUUUUUUACUACCAAUCGUUUUGGGGAGUUGAUUUAAAGCUAAAAAUUAUGCACGUCAUUUUGGAAUUGAUAACGUGAUAUAUUUAACUUGUAAAAUUUAUGAGAUAUAAAAAGUAAUGAAAAAAAAAGAAAAUGGAAAAAUACAUUUAUAAGGCUGCAUUUAAAAAAAAAACUGAGCUUGACCAACAUUCGCCCGUAAAUUUGAAAAAUAUAAACCAACAAAUAAUUACAAAGUAAGCAGGUGUGUUCCUGACCAAUCGACGUGGUUACAUUUUGUUAUCAAAGUAUAUAUACGUAAUUAAUCAGUCACGCGCUUUUUUAACCCGCGAGACUGAUUAAGAAAAAAAAAAGAAGUAAAAUAAUUUAAAUUCAGGACUGCAUUGAACAUUCCCUCGUAUAAUUUAUUAGCGAAUACAUUCCAAUAUAUUUCUGAUUAUAAUUUACGUUGUAACAAUUAAAGAUAAUAUUUAAUUAUAUAUUUUUCAUCACUAAAAAAUAUACAACACAAUACAGAAGUAAAUUUAAAAAUUUAUAUUUUUAAAUUAUUUACACAGAAAAUUAAUUAAAUAUUUUGUUAUUAAAAUUGAAAUUAAUCGUCUUUAAUUUCCGAUCAUUAGUCCAUUUAAUUUAUAUAUUGUUGCUACUGAAAUACUUUUUUAUUUAUAAUUAUAAUAAUAAUUAUUAUUAUUAAUUAUUUAGCAGUUAAUACUAGAAUAAUUUACUUUUUUAAUUGAAUAGACUCGACAUAAUUAUAAGUAAUUAAUUAAAUAAUUAUUAGUAUGCCUGUUAAUUAGUUAAGAAAGAUAAUUAUCAAUGAUAUAUAUAUUUUCACAUAAAUAUACAGAAGAUAUUGAGGACAAUUCGUAACCACGUUGAAUAUAUUGGUAGCUAUAUUGUGCCUUUUAGCGUCUAUUGAUAAUUAAAGUAAUUAAUUUAAUGAUAAAACAAUGCAAAUAAUAUCGUGGAAUUGUAAGUGGAGUUGUCAUAUUAUCACAACUAAUUAUACGCUAAUUUGUUAUAUAUAUUUUGACAACCACCACAUUUUUAUAGACACUAUUUAUUUCGAUAUUUUUAAAAAUCAAUUUAUUUAAUUAACACCGAUUAUUUUAAAUAUUUUUAUGUACUUUAUAAUAUUUAUUGUGCAUGCUUUUAAUCAUAAUUUGUUGUAACUGUUUAUCGUAAUGUUUUAUUUGUUUAUUUUAUUACUAUUAUUUUAAUUGCAUUUAUCUGCAUGAAUUUAAAUGAAGAUAUAAAAUUAUAGAAUAGAAAUAAUGAAUAAAUUUAUAGAGCUUCCGGUUUAUUAUUAAAUCUGGAGAUACUUUAUACCUUACUGAGCAUUGUAUAUAUUAUUAUAUAUAUAAACAUGAAUAGUUUAUAAUUUCAUAAAUAUAAUGGAAUUGAUUUAUAAUUAUAAUCUUCGUAUGUAAACUUUUAUCGAAAAAAAAGAAAUAAUCAAAUGAUGGAAUCAAAUAUUAUUGAAAACACAAUUAUUUUUUAUUAAAAUAGUUUUAAAUGCGAUUUAUUAUUAUUUUAUACACUAUCAAUUAAUAAAAAGUGGAUUUUUGAUCCUUCAGAACUAGGGCGUAGAGAUUCUCUCACAUUUUUUUAAAUUUCAAAUGGGGGUAAAUGUAGCAGACAUAUGACAAUUUUUUAAUUACAUAUAAAAAAAUUUUUAAGAAAUGCAUGUGCUGAAUGUUCAAUUGUCUUUACAUGAAAUUUUUUAUUUUUAUUUUAUAAGCAUUUUAAUUUAUUAUUUAAAAAUUUUAAAAAUUGUCAAAUGCCCGCUAAUUUUACUGUCAUAAUUUCAAGUGGAAUGACCACUUGGAAACUUUUUACCUUCACAAAAUUUUAUGCUCUACAUGAUACUAAAAAAAAGAUUUUCAACUCAAAAUAUGAAAGAAUCAAAAAUAUUUUUAAACAGCUGAGAGUUUCUCUCGUCGCUUAAAAAAAUGAACAGUUUUAUUAUUUAAAAUUUAUAAAUAUUCCAUCGAAGUUCUUAAAUAUUUUUGUGGCCGCCCAAUAGUUGUAUUGACUUUUGUGGAAUUUAAAUAAAUAAAAUAACUCGACACUAGAUUUAUAUUCAUGUGAAAUAGAUAUAAAUAAUGUUGUUCCUAUGUAAUUUGUAAAAAAAAAAAAUUAAUUUAAAUUUUAAAGAAAUGAUAGUAAGUGUAUUCAGU
Messenger RNA from Microplitis demolitor, 5256 nucleotides. Its product is annotated as CAR1 transcription factor. The record is from RefSeq and is a predicted model, not a curated record. The transcript has 6 exons. Gene Ontology annotation, cellular component: centrosome. Bases 77 to 1615 code for a protein of 512 amino acids. Gene Ontology annotation, biological process: microtubule anchoring. NCBI's taxonomy places the organism in Eukaryota, Metazoa, Arthropoda, Insecta, Hymenoptera, Braconidae.